This is a messenger RNA of Cotesia congregata, 2853 nucleotides long. The record is from the annotation of a GenBank genome assembly. NCBI's taxonomy places the organism in Eukaryota, Metazoa, Arthropoda, Insecta, Hymenoptera, Braconidae.
AUGGCGGAAAAAGCAAUAAUGAAGCAAAUUAACGAGCAAAAGCUGAAAGCUUUCUCCAUUGGCACCAUGGGAAAACGACCGCAGAGUAAAAAAGAAUUAGAGGAGCAGAAAAAAAAAGAACAAGAGCAAGCAGCAGCUCAAGCUUUCGAAGAGUUCGUAGCAACAUUUCAAGAAACUCCAAAUAAAACCACUAGUAAAGUAUGGAUAAAAGCCGGUACUUAUGAUGCUGGAAAAAGGCAAGAAGAUACUAAAGACAAAGGAAAAUUGUACAAACCACAAUCAAAAAUAUCUGAAUUAGUUGAUAGUCGCUCAUCAGCUGAGCAAGCGCAGGAGUAUGCUAAAUUACUUGGUUCCAACGAGCGUAAAUUAGAUAGGCUUGGGAAAAAAAAGAGAGAAGGUGAAAAGAAGAAAAGUAAUCUAGAGACAUUUAAGGAAGAAUUAAAAAUGAUUCAAGAAGAAAGAGAAGAGAGGCAUAAGUAUAAAGGCGUUGUUAAAAAUGUUGUUAUGUCUCAGUCUGCUGACGAUCCAAUGCUGGCUGCUUUAAAGUCAGUUGAGGGCUCUAGUCCUAAUUUUCACGAUUCACGAAAAGCUCUACGCAAUUAUGUCGAUGAUCCUCACUUUUUAUCCAUGAUUUACGAGGAUGGUUCUUUUGACAACGGUGAUCCUAAUACGACUAAUUUAUAUUUGGGUAAUUUAAAUCCUAAAAUCACAGAACAACAAUUAAUGGAAAUAUUUGGUAAAUUUGGUCCAUUAGCAAGUAUAAAAAUAAUGUGGCCAAGAAGUGAUGAGGAAAAGGCUAGACAACGAAAUUGUGGAUUUGUUGCAUUUAUGAGUCGUAAGGAUGGUGAAAGAGCGUUGAAAAACUUGAAUGGUCGUGAUAUAAUGCAGUACGAAAUGAAGUUAGGUUGGGGAAAAAGUGUACCAAUACCACCAUAUCCAAUUUACAUUCCGCCAGCAUUGAUGGAGAUAACGCAGCCACCACCACCCUCUGGCUUACCGUUCAACGCACAACCUCACCGUCGUGAUAGACACAAGGUACCCCAGUCAAAGCACUCCCAGCGCAUACCACGUAUCCGCAACCUCCAGAGCGCGGACCCCCAGGAGAAGGAAAACUUCGAAAAGACUUUGCAGAAUGCCGUUGUCAAAGUGGUUAUUCCAACGGAAAGGAACUUAGUCAUGUUGAUACAUAGGAUGGUGGAAUUUGUUAUUCGCGAAGGUCCUAUGUUCGAGGCUAUGAUUAUGAAUCGUGAAUUGAAUAACCCCAUGUUUAGAUUUUUAUUUGAAAAUUACUCACCAGCACACACGUAUUAUCGAUGGAAAUUAUAUUCAAUAUUACAAGGAGACGGACAAAAAGAAUGGCGUACGGAUGAUUUUCGAAUGUUUAAAGGGGGUAGUGUGUGGAGACCACCGCCUAUGAAUCCUUGGACUCAAGGGAUGCCUGAAGAGUUAGUUGAAAUUGAAGAAAGACAAGAACCAAAAAGAGGCAGUUUAUCUAAUAGUCAACGUGAUAGAUUGGAAGAUUUGCUCAGAAAUAUUUCUCCAGAACGUUUAAAAGUUGCAGAAGUAAUGGUAUUUUGUAUCGAACAUGCUGAAGCAGCUGAAGAAAUAUGUGACUGUAUUUAUGAGUCAUUAUCUAUAUUACAAACACCAGCUAAUAAAAAAAUUGCGAGAUUAUACCUCAUCUCUGACAUUUUGCACAAUUGUGGUGUUAAAAUAACAAACGCUACCAUUUAUAGAAAAGCAUUCGAAGCACGUCUAUUAGACAUAUUUACCGAAGUUCAUCAAGCCUACACACAUUUUGAAAGUAGAUUAAAAGCAGAAGGCUUUAAAAUUCGUGUAAUGCGGGUAUUUAAAGCUUGGGAAGAUUGGGCAGUUUAUCCACGAGAGUUUUUGCUCAAGCUACAAAAUACUUUUCUCGGCCUUGCAAUUAAUACUGAACCAGAACCCAUCAAUGAUGAGGAUAUCGACGGUGCUCCAUUAUCAGAUGUUGACGGAGAUACUGGUGAAGAUUUGGAUGGCAUACCUCUUGACGGUGCAGCACUUUUGAAAGGAGCUAUGAAACUUGGGCUUACUCCUCAACCUAGUAGUAAUUAUGAUGACAUUGACGGUGUUCCAAUGGAUGAUGAUAUUGACGGUAUUCCGAUGGAGGAUAAUCGUACACAGACUAAGAAAACAAAUGAUAAAAAACCUAUAAUGCUCGCGGGUUUUGUACCUUCACGAUGGGAAACUGUCGACCCUGAUCAAGUAGAAGCACAAGCUAUGACUACGAAAAGACGUACUAGACUACGUGAAAUAGAAGUUAAAAUAAUGCAAUACCAAGAUGAAUUGGAAAGCGGUAGGAGAACACUAAAGUCAGGAAUGACCAUUCAAUCUCAAGUAGAACAUUAUCGUAAAAAACUUAUCAGAAAGAGUGAGAAAGAAUCGAAAGAAAUAAAAAACGAAGAAAGAGAUGAUGAUAGGCGAAGAGAAAGACGACGUAGUACGUCAACUGAUUCACCAGUUCAUUAUAGAGACAGACGAAGAACUUCACCUAGUCCUCCUCCAAAAAGUAGCAGUCGCUAUAGAUCACGUAGUAGAUCACCGAGAAGUAAACGAAGAUCACGAUCGCCUUAUAAAAAGCGUGCCCUAUUAACUCCAUCACCUCCGCGAAUACGUACAACCCCAUCUCCAGUAUUUUCAAGCUCACGAUCAUCACGGAGAUCAUCACCUGUAAGUGAAAGAAGUGAACGUAAAAAGCGUGUACGUUCUCCUUCAAUAUCACCACCACCUCCGCCAAGAAGUUCUAUUAAGCAUAGACUUAGCAGUCCACCUUCGCCGUUGCCCAGAAAACACAGACAUAAGCAUAAAUAUUAA